GCCAAAAACAAAUGGACGUGAGGAUGUGAGGAGGGAUGUUUGGCCACCAGCGGAAAUGGUUGAAAUCCUGAUCCAAGAAAAUAGCUCGCUAAAAUUAGAACUUGAAACUUGCUAUCAAAAAGUGGCAAAAUCACAGAAGUUGGAGCAAGAGAUAGCCAAAGUACACAGAGCACAUGAGGAACUAGUCCAGGGUUCAGAGCGUCGUGAGCGACUAGAGCGUGCUGCUCGCACUAAGCUGCAGACAGAAGUGCGGCGGCUUCAAGAAGCAAACCGUGCUCUUAGAGAACAGGCGGAAUUACUGUCUGCACAGCUUCUAACAGGGCCCCGAGUGUCAGUAGCAGCUGCUGCAGAGCACUCUGCCGAUUCACGUCUUAGAGAAGAACUCAAUCGACGAGAAAUACUAGUUGCCCAACUUAUCACACAGAACAAAGAGCUUGCUGCAGCAAAGGAGCGCCAGGAAAUUGAAUUAGCUGCUCAGAGAGCUACGUUGCAAGAGCAGAGAACACACAUUGAUAUUCUGGAUACUGCUCUCACAAAUGCACAGGCAAAUGUAGUGAGAUUGGAAGAAGAGUGUCGAAAAAAGCAAGUUUAUGUUGAACGAGUGGCUCAGUUGCAGCGUGCACUAUCGUCACUUCAGUUAGCAAGUGAGCGUCGAGAGCAGACUGAACGAAAACUGAGGCAGCAGCUGGAGCAAGAGUUGCGUUCAGAGCGUGGUGGCGGUGGUGAAGGAGCAGGGUCUGGAAAUGGAGCUGAUAACAAGUCAGGAGAAUCUGCCGGUAAUGGAGCACCAUCGAGUAGCGAAGUAAUUGCUGAACUAAAACGACAACUGAGAGAGCGUGAUGAUCGAUUAGUACGGCUUGAAGGUGAAGUGGCCAAAUGGGAACAGCGAUAUCUGGAAGAGAGUGCGCUUCGCCAAGCUGCAAUAGAUGCUGCUAGUAUUCCCAAGGAUGCAAAAAUAGCUGCCCUUGAGAAAACAAGCCAGGAAACUGAAAAAUUGAUUGCUGAAGCAAGAUCUGAAAAGAUACGCCACAUGGAUGAAGUCCAUGCAGCUCAGAAAAAAGUAGCUGAUCUAGAGUCCAGGUUAAAGGACCUAGAAUCAAAGCUUGCAGAACGUGAUGCGAUGAUCAGGGUGCUACAGAAACACACAUAUGAUAAAGAUGUGUCUAGUUUUCCGAGCAUGCUGGUAUGUUCACCUCAUCACACCCCUCAUCCCAGUCUACAUGGCAAUUCUGAUCUUGGUGUUUUGGGAACUUCAGUUUCCAGAGAGGAACUCGACCCUGUGUCUACAACCAGUGUUUUCUCCACUGUCAGUGGAGCAAGCUGUAGUACUGGCAUCAGUUCGUACACAGGGAGCUGUAGUGACUCUGCUGGUAGCAAGCUGAGCUCUUACCAUCGCCCUCUGACUUCAAGUUAUGCUGCAACUCGUACAAAGUAUGGCAGUGUUGCAGCAAACAAGAGUUUUGAUGAAACAAACAAGUCACUUGAUGACCAGCUUAAAGAGUUAGAUUCUCAGCUGGAUUCUCAACUCCUCAGUAAGGUGGCGAGGCUGUAUGGAAGGGACUUCUUGGUAUGCAAUGGGUGGCAGCUGUCAAAGAGGAGUCAACUGCUGGUGGUUGGGUAGGUUUAACAAGUAGCUGUCUUUGAGGUGGAGGUCAACAUUGAGGAAGAUGGCUUGUUGCGGUAAAGAGGACCAGAUGAGGUGAAUGGGGAAGAAUGUGUUGAGGUU
Messenger RNA from Schistocerca piceifrons (Central American locust), 1726 nucleotides. RefSeq names its product angiomotin-like protein 1. The record is from RefSeq and is a predicted model, not a curated record. Gene Ontology annotation, cellular component: bicellular tight junction; cytoplasmic vesicle; plasma membrane. Gene Ontology annotation, biological process: actin cytoskeleton organization; regulation of cell migration. NCBI's taxonomy places the organism in Eukaryota, Metazoa, Arthropoda, Insecta, Orthoptera, Acrididae.